AUGGCCCCCUGGGCACAUUGGCCAUCUGCAGUUUGUAGAUCUGCAAAGCCAAGUAAUUUUAUUUCCUUUGUUAUUUCCAGGUAUCUUUUGUAUGAUGUAAAUCCACCUGAAGGUUUCAACCUUCGUAGAGAUGUCUAUAUUCGAAUUGCCUCUCUUAUAAAGACUUUGUCAAAAAGCGAAGCUUGGGUAUUGGUUUUACCACCCUGGGGACGUCUCUAUCACUGGCAGAGCCCUGAUAUACAUCAGGUCCGAAUUCCAUGGUUCGAAUUUUUUGAUGUUCCAAGCCUCAAUAAAAACAUACCUGUAAUUGAGUAUGAGCAGUUUCUUGCAGAAUCAGGUGGACCUUUUAUUGAGCAGAUAUACGUGCUGCAAAACUACGCUGAAGGAUGGAAAGAGGGGACUUGGGAGGAGAAAAUAGAUGAAAGGCCAUGCCUUGAUCAGCCCACAUAUUCAAUGGACAGACAUAAAUACUACAGGGGAUGGUUCUGGGGCUAUGAGGAAACACGAGGCCUUAACCUGUCCUGCUUAUCUGUCCAAGGUUCCGCUUCCAUCAUAGCUCCUCUUCUUUUGAAUACUUCAGCUCGGUCAGUGAUGCUAGACAGAGCAGAAAACCUUCUACAUGACCACUAUGCUGGCAAAGACUAUUGGGAUUCUCGUCGAAGCAUGGUAUUUGCUAAGCACUUGCGUGUGGUGGGAGACCUGUGUAGAGAAAAAUAUCUUAAUUCCACCGAUGAGAAGGACAGGACGCAGUACGCCGAAGACUGGACAAAGAUGAAGGUAAAACUGGGCACAGCCAUCGGCGGCCCGUACCUGGGAGUUCAUCUCAGGCGCAAAGACUUCAUCUGGGGUCACAGAAAGGAUGUGCCGGGCAUCCAGGGAGCAGUUAAGAAAAUCACCAGCCUGAUGAAGCUGCAUAAACUCGAGAAAGUGUUCGUAGCUACAGAUGCAGUCACAGAUGAGAUUGAAGAGCUGAAAGGCCUGCUUCCAGGGAUGGUGCGAUUUGAGCCUUCUUGGGAAGAGGUGGAACUCUACAGGGAUGGAGGAAUCGCAGUCAUUGACCAGUGGAUAUGCGCCCACGCCAGAUAUUUUAUAGGGACUUCGGUCUCAACAUUUUCCUUCCGCAUUCAUGAGGAAAGAGAGAUCCUAGGUUUUGACCCUAAAACUACUUACAACAGGUUUUGUGGAGAUGAAGAGAAAACUUGUGAGCAACCAACUCACUGGAAAAUUGUGUAUUAA
Molecule: messenger RNA, 1236 nt
Organism: Euleptes europaea (tarantolino)
Lineage: Eukaryota; Metazoa; Chordata; Lepidosauria; Squamata; Sphaerodactylidae
Gene: POFUT2
Product: protein O-fucosyltransferase 2
Exons: 9
Coding region: 1-1236 (411 amino acids)
Biological process (GO): protein O-linked glycosylation via fucose
Molecular function (GO): peptide-O-fucosyltransferase activity
Source: RefSeq, a predicted model, not a curated record